Molecule: messenger RNA, 519 nt
Organism: Microthlaspi erraticum
Lineage: Eukaryota; Viridiplantae; Streptophyta; Magnoliopsida; Brassicales; Brassicaceae
Source: the annotation of a GenBank genome assembly
AUGCCUAAUCCUAGAGUUUUCUUCGACAUGACCGUCGGCGGUGCACCAGCAGGGCGGAUCGUGAUGGAGCUUUUCGCCGACGUCACCCCGAAGACGGCCGAGAAUUUCCGUGCUCUGUGUACCGGCGAGAAAGGAGUCGGAAAGCUGGGAAAGCCACUCCACUUCAAGGGAUCUGGUUUCCACCGUGUGAUCCCUCGAUUCAUGUGCCAAGGAGGCGAUUUCACCGCCGGGAACGGAACCGGUGGCGAAUCGAUCUACGGUACCAAGUUCGACGACGAGAACUUCAUUAAGAAGCACACCGGGCCUGGGAUUCUCUCCAUGGCCAACUCUGGUCCUGGGACUAACGGAUCUCAGUUCUUCAUCUGUACUGCUGAGACGUCGUGGCUGAAUGGGAAGCACGUUGUGUUUGGACAAGUCGUCGAAGGCAUGGACGUCGUGCAGGCGAUCGAGAAAGUCGGAUCUGAUUCCGGGAAGACUAAGAAGCCGGUGGUCGUCUCUGACUGUGGCCAGCUUUGUUAG